Messenger RNA from Cynara cardunculus var. scolymus (artichoke), 1167 nucleotides. RefSeq lists its product as uncharacterized. The record is from RefSeq and is a predicted model, not a curated record. Lineage: Eukaryota; Viridiplantae; Streptophyta; Magnoliopsida; Asterales; Asteraceae. The transcript has 2 exons. Bases 1 to 1167 code for a protein of 388 amino acids.
AUGACAGCUUAUGACUCUCCCUUCAGGUCUCAAACCAAUUGGUCUCAAAUGGGUUUUAAAACAAAGAGAGAUGCAGAAGGCAAUGUCGUGAAGCAAGAGGCGCGUUUGGUGGCAAAGGGAUAUGUUCAAAGGCAGGGAGUAGAUUUUGAAGACGCAUUUGCUCUGGUGGCCCGAAUUGAAACCAUUCAACUACUGUUGGCUUUGGCAGCAAUGAAAGCUCAACCAGAUGGGUUCGUGGUGAAAGGAAAGGAACACAUGGUGUAUCGACUUCAUAAAGCUCUAUACGGCUUACGCCAAGCUCCUCGAGCUUGGAAUACUCGUCUUGACAGAGAACUUAAAGAAUUGGGUUUUCUAAAUUACCCACAUGAGCAAGCCGUGUAUCAAUUUAAUAACUCCAAAUUUAUUUUGUUGGUUGGUGUAUAUGUAGAUGACUUGAUUGUUACAAGUUCAAGUGAAGAACAAAGUGCAACUUUUAAAGAGAAAAUGAAGCAGCUUUUUGAGAUGAGUGACUUGGGUCACUUAACAUAUUAUUUGGGGAUCGAAGUCCGACAAACGAAAACGGGAAUCGAAUUAAAGCAAGCUGGGUAUGCAAAGAAAAUAUUGCAAUCAGCAGGCAUGCUUGACUGCAAUUCUACGAAGACUCCCAUAGAACCAAAGUUCAGUUUGUCAAAGGAUGCAGACGGAGUUCCGGUGAACGCUACAGAUUAUCGUCGCCUCAUCAGGUGUUUACGUUACCUGAUUUAUACGAGACCUGACCUCGCUUACUCAGUCGGGGUUGUCAGUAGAUACAUGAAUACGCCAAAAGAGAGUCACCUGAAAGCGGUGAAACAGAUUCUACGUUAUGUGAAAGGUACUUUGCAGCUUGGUCUAAUUUAUCAAAGAGGUGGCGAUGGGAAGCUAAGUAGGUACAGUGACAGUAGUCACAACAUGGAUCGGGAUGAUGGGAAAGGCACAACAAGAACUAUGUUCUACUUCUCAAACAACCCGAUUAGCUGGCCGUCACAAAAGCAACAUACGGUGGCCCUAUCUUUUUGUGAAGCUGAGUUCAUGGCAGCAACGGCGGCGGCGUGCCAAACUGUGUGGUUGAAAAAUCUGCUCAAGGACCUAACCGGUUGGGAAAGCUCAAGUGUUAGGUUGUAUGUCGAUAACAAUCAGCAAUCGCCUUAA